Molecule: messenger RNA, 765 nt
Organism: Cladophialophora yegresii CBS 114405
Lineage: Eukaryota; Fungi; Ascomycota; Eurotiomycetes; Chaetothyriales; Herpotrichiellaceae
Exons: 2
Coding region: 1-765 (254 amino acids)
Source: RefSeq, a predicted model, not a curated record
AUGUGCGAGAAACAAAUCAUGACGCCCUGCAACUCGAUCCUCUACUGCAGCGAGGCGUGCCGUCGCAAAGACGCUGCAAAACCCUUGUCGGCGUCUACUUUGUCUCUUGACUCCACCUCAUCUCCGCCCUCUCUUCCCUCCUCACCUCGUCCGAACCUCUCCCAGCGCUCCAGUGCCCGUCCCGAGUAUCAGUACCAGGACCUCUCGUCUGCCCGGAUACCCGUCGACAUCCACGACCACAAGUCAGAUCUUGACCCCACCGAAUGGAAGCCAAAAUUACCACACCGCGGUGCCUCGACCAACUCCGAGGCCUUUCGCUAUCUGAGUCGCUUCCAUCAUGCCCAGGCCGGUGGCUAUGUGGAUAACCUGGAUCAUGUUGUCAAACGCGGCGACCGUCCAGCCACGUUACGCCACAAGAGUACUCUGAGCAUGUCGACCCUCACACCGGGCACCACAACUCCCAGCCUGGCCAACACGCCCACCACGACUGCCUCUAGCGUCGACAGUAUGUACGAGUUCAACCUGCGCCCGCUGGCUCCGCGCUCCAACCCGCUGUACAGCACCAGUGCCGGGCACUCGCGUGGCAUUGACCUGGUUACGCCGCACAUUCCGCCGCCCGCCGUGGCUGUGGAUGUUGUGGUGGCGGGCUCUGCUGGGACUCCCGGGACUCCGGCUGGGACGGUUCUCUGGGAUAAAAAGGUCGUCGUGCCUGGCGCGACUCCAAAGGGUGAGGGAUUGGGUGUUUUGUUCGGUAGGGACGGCUAG